Molecule: messenger RNA, 2827 nt
Organism: Ictalurus punctatus (channel catfish)
Lineage: Eukaryota; Metazoa; Chordata; Actinopteri; Siluriformes; Ictaluridae
Gene: mtmr1a
Product: myotubularin related protein 1a
Exons: 17
Coding region: 205-2229 (674 amino acids)
Biological process (GO): dephosphorylation
Molecular function (GO): phosphatidylinositol-3,5-bisphosphate 3-phosphatase activity
Source: RefSeq, a predicted model, not a curated record
GGGGUGUGAUUUCCUCGCCAUAAGUAAACAGAAGCGCUAUUUCUCAGCAGCAUAAUAGCAAUAGCACUACAGGAAGCGAUGACGGCGUUUCCUUCAUAAGGGAGGGGAAGAAGAGCACAUACACACACUGACUCCCAACCUCGCUUUCUGCACAGAGAGAUAAAGCGAUAGCGACAAAUAUUCAGGAGACAGGAAGCGGAAAACAUGGAGAAACAGGCGUGUUCUGGCUCCGAGAAUCCCGCGAUACCUACAGUACCGAGAAAGCCGCGGACUCUGGGAGUAAACAUCGCGGCUCGACGAGACAGCAGCGACUCGGCAGACAGCCCUACAGGCUCUCAUGUUGAAUGGUGUAAACAGUUGAUCGCUGCCACAAUCUCCAGCCAGAUCUCAGGCUCCUGUAUUCCUGAGGUUGUGAGCCGUGACUGCAAGAUUGGGUGGAAGCUAGAGAAUAGGGUAUCCAAGAGGCCUAAUUUAAGGCAGGCUUUUAAAGACAUGCAGAGGCCAGUUCCCAUGGACGAAGUUCCACUAGUCCCUGGGGAGAGCAUUAAAAUAACUGCUAAAGAUGUGAUGUAUAUCUGUCCGUUUACUGGAGCCGUGACAGGCACGCUCACAAUCACCGACUACAAGCUUUACUUCAUCAGUCUUGAGCGGGAUCAUCCCUUUGUGCUCAAUGUGAAUUUGGGGGUGAUAAGCCGGUUGGAGACCAUCAGUGUUCAGAGUCAUGGGGAGAACACGCAGGGAAUGGAGAUCGUCUGUAAGGACAUGAGGAGUCCGAGGUUCGCCUAUAAGAAGGAGGAACAGAGUAAACUGGAAAUUGUGGAGACGCUUACCAAAUGUGCCUUCCCAUUGUCCAACGAUCUGCCCCUGUUUGCUUUCCAAUACAAGGAAAAGUAUCCAGUAGAUGGAUGGAAGGUUUAUGACCCAGUAUCAGAGUAUAAGAGAAUGGGUCUGCCCAAUGAAAGUUGGACUAUAAGUAAGAUAAACAGUAACUAUGAAGUGUGUGACACGUAUCCUGCUCUCCUGGUCAUCCCAACUAGUAUCAAAGACGACGAGCUUAAAAGAGUAGCGGCUUUUAGGGCCAAGCAUCGCAUACCGGUCCUCUCUUGGAUCCAUCCUGAGAGUCAGGCCACGAUUGUGCGCUGCAGUCAGCCGUUGGUGGGCCCCUCGGACCGCCGCUGCAAAGAGGACGAGCGCUACCUGCAGACUAUAAUGGACGCCAACGCACAGUCACACAAGCUGACCAUAUUCGACGCAAGGCAGAGCAGUGUCGCUGACACUAAUAAGGCUAAAGAUGGUGGCUAUGAGAGCGAAAGCUUCUAUCCCAAUGCGGAACUGAAUUUCUUGGAGAUUCCCAACAUCCAUGUGAUGCGGGAGUCUCUGCGCAAGCUGAAGGAUGUGGUCUACCCCACCAUAGACGAACUUCACUGGCACUCUGCCAUAGAUGCCACGCACUGGCUGGAGUAUAUCAGGCUGUUAUUAGCAGGUGCAGUGCGUAUAGCAGAUAAGGUUGAAUGCAGUAAGAGCUCGGUGGUGGUGCACUGCAGUGACGGCUGGGACCGUACGGCUCAGCUCACCUCUCUGGCCAUGCUGAUGCUGGACUCGCACUACCGCACACUCAGGGGCUUCCAGGUGCUGAUCGAGAAGGAGUGGAUCAGCUUCGGACACAAGUUCGCUUCGCGUGUCGGCCAUGGAGAUGAGAAUCACGCCAACUCGGAACGAUCCCCUCUCUUUGUGCAGUUUAUCGACUGUGUGUGGCAGAUGAUGAGACAGUUUCCUUCUGCUUUUGAGUUCAACGAGCUUUUGCUCAUCACCAUCCUGGAUCACCUCUACAGCUGCCUGUUUGGUACAUUCCUCUACAGCAGUGAGCAGGAGAGAAUGGAAAAGGAAGUACAGGGUAAAACGAUGUCACUGUGGUCCUACAUUAACAGUCAGCCAGAAGACUUCACUAACCCGUUCUAUGUGGACUAUAAAAACCAGGUGCUGUAUCCACUGGCCAGUCUCAGACAUCUGGAGCUCUGGGUGGGUUAUUAUGUGCGCUGGAACCCACGCAUGAGACCACAGGUGCCGGUCCAUCAGAAUUUGAAAGAGUUAUUAUUUUUGCGUGCUGAGCUGCAGAAGAAAGUGGAGGAGCUCCAGAGAGAGGCCACGUCAUCCCGCUCCAUCUCCUCAUCCUCAGAGCAUACUUCUCCCUCCUCACGUAGUGGUACACCACUUCACACUGCCGUCUAAACACACACACACACACACACACAUUUAAGAGCACAUACUGCCUUUACUCAAUGAAUAUACUCUCAGGCACAAUUAGGGAGUGGAUGAGUAUGAAGCGGGCACAAACACACACACACAUUCCUGUUUGCAUUUUUAUUUUUAACUAUAGAGAAGUAACCUAGUGUCGCAUUUUAUAAAACCUUUUUUUUUUUUUUUUUUUUUUUUUUUAUAAACCGAAAAAUGUCUCUUGGAAUGAUAGUCAUCAUGUCUGCAGCAUGAAUUCAUAGUAUUUACUAUCUAGUAUUUGACCUGUAAAUAUGAAAAAAAAAGAAGUAUUAAUAUAUUUGUACUUACAUGUCAUGUUCAUCUUUCCCUGUGGCCUCAUUUGCUCCUCUGUGCCAACUCCCUUUCAUGUUUUAAUAUUUCAAUACAGUUUUUAGCUACUUGAAGGUUUUUGAAUCAUUCUUCUAUUUUUGUAUUGUAUUAGUUACUUUCUAUUUUAUCUCCACUCUGUCAUCACACUGAAGCUUGAUAGUUAUGUCAGUAUUAUUCAUUUCUCAUAGACCUGCCUUUCACCUUGCUAAUAUAUGGAAGCACUGAAUAAAUAGUCAAUUUGUCA